Cantharellus anzutake is the source of this 947-nucleotide messenger RNA. RefSeq lists its product as uncharacterized. NCBI's taxonomy places the organism in Eukaryota, Fungi, Basidiomycota, Agaricomycetes, Cantharellales, Hydnaceae. Bases 160 to 699 code for a protein of 179 amino acids. The record is from RefSeq and is a predicted model, not a curated record. The transcript is spliced from 10 exons.
GUAAUUGAAAAAGGGAAGGUUGCGCUUUUAUGCAAGCGACCUCUUCAACGCUAUCUCGCAUCAAGUUCGCUUUUCCAUCUAGGAUCAUCAACACUUACUGACUGUGUGCCAUUCUGAGCGGCAAGUGACCAGUUCUCCAGCUCACGCAAACCUUACACCAUGGCCUCUACCACGACAAAUAAUGCGAUCGAAGUUGCCACGAACACCAUCCCGAACUCGACUGCAAACGCCGCUCGCCUUGAGAAAGUUCUCCCUCAUCGUCCCGAGAAGCACGAACUAGUUGAUCGGAACAUCCUUAAAGACUCGAACGUCGCUCCUGCCCUCCAAGCACGUGAAGCCGAACUUAAGAGGGCCCAAAUUGGGGACGUCAUCGAACGAAAUAUCCAACAGCGAAAACGAACCAUCGACGGGUACACAUACAUUCCGCCGCUUCCAAAACCUGAUGAGUCUCCUAUUGACGCCGACGAAUCACGUCAUAAGCUCGAGAAGUCAUUGAAGCAACGUCCUGAAAAGGAUGAAUUGGUCGAGAAGAACAUAUUGAAAAAUUCGAACGCAGCGCCUGCACUUCAAGCGGCUCAAGCGGAGCUUCAGCGAUCUCAGCUCGAGGACAAGUUGGAGCAUGCUCUCCAGCAGCGCCCUGAGCCUGCCGAGCUUGUAAGAGGUCACAUACUCCAAGAGGAUGAGGCUCCGCCAGUUUAAUAAGAUAGGCCCACAUAUGGAUCAAAGUGAUGAAUGUAUCCUCUACGAUGGAAGUACGCAAGCAAAUGUGUAUACUAGCGGUGAUUGAUGUAUGAUAGUUGUCGAUGAUACACCCAACUCGACACCAAAUAUUGCGCAGGUAUAAAAUGGUUUCCUGAGCUUUUCCGUAGUGAAGGCUUCUACUUGUCGCGUUUAACACCAGCCUUGACUCUUUCCUAAGGUGGCAAGUAUAGUCGCAAUUAGCCAAG